Messenger RNA from Linepithema humile (Argentine ant), 2206 nucleotides. The record is from RefSeq and is a predicted model, not a curated record. Lineage: Eukaryota; Metazoa; Arthropoda; Insecta; Hymenoptera; Formicidae.
GAAAGACGGAGACGAGAGAUCGCUCAUGCGAUUCUCGGCUGCGCUCGGCGCACUUUCACUCAAGUUGACUUCGACUUGAGCCGCGCGCGAUUUCGGCGGCGGUGAAUCGCAACAGAUUUCGCGCGUGCAAUCAACGACACAGAACUGAUAAAAGUAACGUAUCACGAUUGUAGCGACAGGAAGCGGGAGGCGCGUAAGCCGCGCGCGAACGUCUCACGAAUCGAGGAGCGAUCUCUCGGCGUCGCGUUUGUGUUGCGUCUUCUGCUGCUGUACGCGGUGAGGUAGGGGGGAUUGACAGGCGGCCAUGUUUGGUAGCGGUGACCGCACGUGUUGACGCGGCCAGUUGCAGUCUCGCGGCCAGAUGGAACACGUGUAUUGAUAUUUAUGCACCCGGUGGUGUGGCGGUUUAAACUUGAGAAACGCUAAUUCUGCCUGCAGGUAUAGCGAAGGACGGCAAGGACGAAUGGGCUAAAGGUGCUUCCGAACGGGCCGACGAAGCGACGUCGCCGUCGCGACGCCACAUCUGGUGAUCCAAAGUUGGUGUAAGAUAGGAGAGGGGAGACAUCGUGGCGCUCGCGCACGCGUCUUGAUCAGUCAACCGGUGGUGAACAUCAUCUGGCCGCUCCGACUCAAACUUGGAUCAGACUCGAUUCACGGGAAUCGCAUUAUCGUCGCCGGAAUUGUCCGUGUGUCCUUCGCGGCGAGUUUGUUUACGCUGUGAUACGCCUCGUGCCAUCGGCUGGUGAUGUUGUGCGCGUCGCGUUAUAAUAGAAUUUCACCGCUUCGAACGAUCGUCUUUUCUCAGUAUUUACAGCUGUCGGUCGCGUGAAAUCGAAGUGAAGUCGCGGAAAUUUAAAUGGAUAUUUAUUUGGGCGUGCGAGUUUUAGUCUAGCGUAUAGCAGAUUUCUCGCGUGUCAUAGGACAGAGAAGUGUGACUGAUCGACAAGAACUUGUCAAAGUAUAAUUUUUGAAGUUCGUCAAGAGGAAGUAUUCGCAUGAAUAUACUAUUGAACUGACGAGGCGAAGAAGAGGGACGACAUCAAAGAGGAGGAUUUAUGGAAGAAUAAGACAUAUCGACUGCACGACUUUUAUGUCAUCGUAAAGUGAAGCGUGCACUUUUUCGCGUUUUUUAUUCGAAAUUAAUCUUUCUAUCGUGAAGAAAUUGUUAAACAGUUUUUUUCCGCGAGUUUAUUUGUAAAUAAAUCGCGCGUAAAUAUACGCGAGUGCGGUGCUCGAUUUUGAUCAUUGUUAUCAUCAUCGUUGUCGCCAACAUCACCGGAACGAUGUGUCGCAUGUGUAACGACCGUCGAGGUAGAUUAUCAUCGCGACUGUCGGCAGUGUAUUAUCGGUGGUGAAUGGAGAGAGCUAACAACAGUGGAUCAGAUCACACGAACAACUGAUGCAGUGAUGCAGUGCCGUAGUGUUAGUGACCAGUGCCACGUGCCCGUUGUUUGGAUUACUUGAAGAUGCCUUGAAGAUGUCCGGCGGCGGAUAUUAUGACGACAGGAAUCCUUUGCUCAAGGGCAACCUAUCGAGAAAAUCGCAAAUGAAGAUGGAUAAAUUAAUGGGACGACACACCGCCCAAAACCGAGCUGAAGCCGAGCUUAACGUUCACAGUGCGAACAGCAUUGAACGGGACCGGCUUCGGGAGCGAGAUCGCCAAGCCCGCGCGGCGAUGUCGGUCCAGGCGGAGCAGGCGGCUGCGGGUGGCGGUCCUGAUACGAGACAUCAUCAUCACCACCACCAUAACCACGUGCAUCACCAUCAUCCGAACCAUCAUGUCACCCCACCGAACCUCUUUCGCGCUCCCGUCAGGACGACGCCUGAUCCUGAAAUCGAAUCCAAGCUGGGCAGCUACUCGUUGGUUAAGCACUUGCUGGACGAUUCCAAGCGUCUGAUCGGUGUCGACGGCAUAUCGACGGGCAGCUCGACGUCCUCGUCGAGCGUCUCCCAUCACAGGUCCAAUUCCGGCAGCUCCUCCAGAGGCUGCUCCUCGUCCGCGGGGCAGGAGUUCAAGAAGCCCGGUGGGCCCAGGGGAUCAAACUCAGCGUCUUCCUCGUCGUCCGGCUCGUCGAGCGGAAGCCAACAACAACGAGGCGGCUUCGUUAAGCCCGCGGACAGCAAGCCGCCCUACGGCGGCCGCGGUGGCUACCCUGGUCAGCCGAUCAAGCAGCCGAUCAACAGCAACGAUCAUCGCAGGUGCUAA